Messenger RNA from Gadus morhua (Atlantic cod), 2197 nucleotides. RefSeq names its product Usher syndrome 1C (gene ush1c). The transcript has 20 exons. The record is from RefSeq and is a predicted model, not a curated record. Gene Ontology annotation, cellular component: stereocilium tip; cilium; plasma membrane. Bases 115 to 1782 code for a protein of 555 amino acids. Gene Ontology annotation, biological process: sensory perception of sound; auditory receptor cell morphogenesis; inner ear receptor cell stereocilium organization. Gene Ontology annotation, molecular function: protein binding. Lineage: Eukaryota; Metazoa; Chordata; Actinopteri; Gadiformes; Gadidae.
UAUGGAGCAUCCCGUCCCAAGCGUUCCGUCGUGAGACGGGAACGCCUGGGAACGAGGUAUAUUCGUCGAGCGGUGACUGAUAUCAUAUCAGACGACAACUCCCUUUUCUCAAUUAUGGAGCGUAAAGUUGCCCGAGAAUUUAGACACAAGGUAGAGCUGCUGAUCGAGAAUGAAGCAGAGAAGGACUACCUUUACGAUGUCCUCCGUAUGUAUCACCAGUCGAUGGAUCUGCCCGUGCUGGUGGGGGACCUGAAGCUGGUGAUCAAUGAGCCAAAGCGGCUGCCUUUGUUCGACUCCAUCCGGCCCCUCAUCCCCCUCAAACACCAGGUCGAGUACGACAUGCUGACGCCCAAGAAGUCCCGGAAGCUGAAGGAGGUGCGUCUGAACCGGACCCAUCCCGACGGCCUGGGACUGAGCGUCAGAGGAGGCCUGGAGUUCGGGAGCGGACUCUUCAUAUCCCAGAUCGUCAAGGACGGCCAGGCCGGGAAUGUGGGUCUUCAGAUCGGGGAUGAGAUCGUUCGCAUCAACGGGUACUCCAUCUCCUCCUGUAUCCACGAGGAGGUCAUCAACCUGAUUAAGACCAAGAAGACCGUGUCGCUCAAAGUCAGACAUGUGGGCAUGAUCCCGCUAAAGGGGUCGUCAGCUGAGCCCCUUAAAUGGCAGUUUGUGGACCAGUUUGUGUCUGAGUCAGGGGAGAAGAAGACCAGUGUGGCUGGCCUGGCCUCUAUGGGCGGGCGGGAGAUCAAGGAGAAGAAGGUGUUCUUCAACCUGGUGGGGACCAUCGGGAUGGGCAUCAGCAUCUCCAGUGGGCCCACCCAGAAGCCCGGCAUCUACAUCAGCAACGUCAAGGCCGGCUCCGUCUCCGCCGAAGUGGGACUAGAGAUGGGGGACCAGAUUGUGGAGGUGAACAGUGUGGAUUUCACAAAUCUGGACCACAAAGAGGCUGUGAAGGUCUUGAAGAGCAGCAGGAGUCUGACCAUCACUGUGCUGACAGGGGCGGGGCGGGAGCUGUUCAUGUCGGACGAGGAGCGGCUGGCGGCGGAGGCGCGCCGGGAGCUCGACCGCCAGGAGCUCAUGCAGCAGAAGAGGGUUGCCAUGGAGACCAACAAGAUCGUCAAAGAGCAGCAGGAGAAGGAACGACAGAGGAAGAUGGAGAUUGCUCAGAAGGCUGCAGAGGAAGAGGAGCGCUAUCAGAAGGAGAUGGAUAAGAUUGAGGCAGCAGAGAAGAAGCACACCCAGGACUGGGAGGAGGACUGGGGGGCCAAGGAGAGGUCCCAGAGCCCGAAGAAGGGCCGGAAGAGCCCCUCCCCCGACAGGAAGGGCUCUCCCUCCCCCAAGGCUAAGAGCUCACCCGAUGGAGAAGAUGAAGAUGAAGAGGAGGAGGAGAAGGAGGAGGAGGAGGAAGAAGGUUUUCAGAAAUACGAAGAUGAGUUUGAUCCAUACUCGAUGUUCUCUUCAGAGCAGAUCGAUGGUCGAGACGUCAGACUGCUCAGGAUCAAAAAGGUGGGGAACCUGGACAUAGCGCUGGAGGGUGGGGUGGACUCCCCUCUGGGGAAGCUGGCGGUGUCAGCCGUGUACGAGGGGGGCUCUGCGGACAAACACGGUGGCAUCGUUCCAGGUGACGAGGUUAUGGCGGUGAACGGGAAGAUCCUGAUCGACGCAACGCUAACGGAGGGUCAGAACUCCCUGGCCAGAGCCUGGAACAGUGGCGGGGAUUGGAUUGACCUGGUGAUCACAGUCUCCCCUCCAAAAGAUUAUGAAGAUGAAGUAACAUUCUUCUAAUCACUCCAUCGCCAGUCAGCCAAACAAAACAAGCAUCUCUUCACUUCCUGGGAGUACUUUAUAUUGUCACCUCAGACUUGAACAACACUACAACGAAUAUUAAUAAAACAUGGAAUGUGUGCAGAUUUUUUUGUACAUCUUGAGAUCAAUUAGUUGAUUGUUAUUUGUGGAUUUUAAUUUAUAACUGACGUACUUGAAUAAUGAAGAGGGUUUAUAGGCUACUGUAAGCCACGCCUUCUCCUAAUUGAAGGCUCAACAGUCGAAUCUUGUCCGGAAGUCCUGGAGCUUUUCAAAAGCACAGCAAAAGCAAUAAGUAGUCACAGGAACUGUCCCGGUAUCCAAUAGCCUACUGUUCUUUUUCUCAACUCUGUGCAUUUUAUUCUGUCUAUUAAAAUAAACAAAGAUGCCAUUAUCA